This is a messenger RNA of Brienomyrus brachyistius, 2059 nucleotides long. It is a transcript of the gene hacd1, whose product is annotated as 3-hydroxyacyl-CoA dehydratase 1. The record is from RefSeq and is a predicted model, not a curated record. NCBI's taxonomy places the organism in Eukaryota, Metazoa, Chordata, Actinopteri, Osteoglossiformes, Mormyridae. Gene Ontology annotation, molecular function: phosphatase activity; 3-hydroxyacyl-CoA dehydratase activity. The transcript has 7 exons. The coding region runs from base 14 to 742 and encodes 242 amino acids. Gene Ontology annotation, cellular component: endoplasmic reticulum membrane. Gene Ontology annotation, biological process: dephosphorylation; very long-chain fatty acid biosynthetic process; sphingolipid biosynthetic process.
UGUCCCCGGUACCAUGGCGUCCAGCGAGGAGGACGGUUCGGUGGAAGAGAAGGAGAACAACAACAAAAAGCGCAGCAAAAGCGCCAUCGCUACCGCAUGGCUCACGUUUUAUAACAUUACCAUGACGGCCGGGUGGCUGGUGCUGGCAGUAGCGAUGGCCAGGUUUUAUAUCCAGAAGGGAAAUCACCGAGGGCUCUAUAAAAGCAUAUCCAGGACACUGAAGUUCUUCCAGACGUUUGCGCUGCUUGAGGUCAUUCAUUGUGCCGUUGGGAUUGUGCGUACCUCUGUGAUUGUGACUGGGGUCCAAGUUUGUUCCAGAAUAUUCAUGGUUUGGUUCAUCACUAACAGCAUUAAACAGAUCCAGAACGAAGAGAGUGUUAUCCUUUUCCUGGUCGUGUGGACGGUGACAGAAAUUACCAGAUAUUCCUUCUAUACAUUCAGCUUGCUCAACCACCUGCCAUACUUCAUCAAAUGGGCCAGGUACAACAUGUUCAUCGUGAUGUACCCGCUGGGCGUGGCCGGAGAGCUCAUGACCAUUUACACGGCACUGCCAUACGUGCGCAAGUCCGGGAUGUUCUCUAUGCGGCUGCCCAACAAAUAUAACGUCUCUUUUGACUACUACAUCUUCCUCAUCAUCGUCAUGCUCUCAUACAUCCCACUGUUCCCCCAGCUGUAUUUUCACAUGCUCCGUCAAAGGAGAAAGGUACUUCACGGGGAGGUGAUCGUGGAGAAGGACGACUAGAGCGGUCUGGUAAGCGCGCCCAGCUUCCUACAGCGGGAGCAGCACUGUGCGACGGAGGAGGGCAACCCACCAUCACCAGUACCGCCACCAGUACCAGCAGCAUCUCUGUCGCCAGCCAAUCAGCAAGCGCGCUUCGAUAAUAAACAUCUGUGCAUGAAAACAUACGGAUUCUUUAAAUUAUUUUUAACGUUCCACUGAACACCGAAACAUCCUGUGGCUCUUCUGUAAAGUCAAAGCAAGGGAAAAGGCAGAGAUGGUAGAUUUUGUGCCUCGGUCCAGCUGAAGCUAACCUUUCUCGUAUUUUAAGGAGACCUGACACUAAGGUGAAUAUUGCUGGAUUUUUCAUAAACUUGCUAAACGUCCAUCAACCAGUCAGAAAUGGUUGUCAUGGUUACAGACAGGAGUCGGAGACAAAUAACUGUUAAUGGGUACACGGUUUACUUACUGCCUUCUAGUGCUUUCUCUUUACUUUGCCCAUUUGCUUCGCUUAUUGUAAUGUUUACAAAUCUCAACCAAAACUAACCAAAUAGUAGAGCACCCCUAUUGUGAAGUCAUGAGUAUAUGGAUUUGAAACAGCAGCAGCAAAUCAACCUGAAUGCAUACUUGUGUUCUUUGGAAGUCAGUGAUGCUAUUGCCCUCCUGACCCAUAGGGGGUGAUGUGUACUCACUAAAAGGUUGGUCAAUUGCUGCCCAAAAGACACGGGAGUCUAAUGGGUGUUUAGCAAACAUUUACAGACAUAUAGAGAAGAAAAUGACAAAAUAUUGGGAAUGAAUCUAUCUAUCUAUCUAGCUAUCUGUGUGAAUGAUCUAUCUAUCUAUCUGUCUGUCAUCCCUUUUCUAUCAUAUCCAUCUCAAAGACAUUUCGUUCCAGAUGCUAAUUAAACUGACGCCUGUCUAAAAUCUUAGAUUUUUUUUUCUUUUUUGUAAAUCUCUGUUCAUAUAUUUAAUGAGAACUUACUCUGUCAUUGUUCUGUUUACUAUACAAGCCUUCUGUUUUCCAUAAUUUGGUGUUCAGCUAGACAGGCUGAUCUAAGGUAUUCUGUAAGGUGCUAACGUGAGAUCACUGCAGCUACUAGCGGGCGUGUAUCUCAGGCUUGACUGGGAGUGGCAGGGCAUGUUUUUGCGGUGUGCAUUGAGCAUGUGUCAGUGUGGCGGUCGACAUCUUGAUCCUGCAGUGCAUCUGGUAACAGCUAUGCAGAAGAAGGGCUAGAAUGUUACAAUAAAGUUAAACAAAAUAAAUAAAUAAAGCCUCUCUCGUAAUUCAUGUAAAUUCUGCUGAAAAGAAAAACUGCCAAAAUAAAAAUGCAGCAAAACAUA